GCUUAUUUCAGUGGGCGGCUGUGGAGGACCACCAAACAGGAUGGGAGAACGCGGGCUUGGAAUCAAGACGGACACGUUCAAGCAUGCUUGGGAAGGUGCGGACAAGGAGUCGUUUCCUCAGCUGUGUGAGUCCUGUCUGGGGGAAGACCCGUACGUGCGCAUGAUGAAGGAGGUGCAUGCGAAGGUGUGCAAGACGUGCGAUCGUCCGUUUACGGUGUUCCGAUGGAAGCCGGGCAAGAAGGCCCGAUACAAGAAGACAGAAAUCUGCCAGACCUGUGCCAAGCUCAAGAACGUGUGCCAGACCUGCGUGUUGGACUUGCAGUACCAUCUGCCCGUGCAGGUGCGGGACGCGUUUUUGGCCGAGUCCGAGCGCCAAAUCGUUCCCGAAAGCGAGGCCAAUCGUGAAUGGUUUGCCCAACAACACAACGCGAUGCUGGAAGAGCAAGGCAUUGUGUCUGCAUAUGGAAAAGCAUCGGCGCCCAGUCAAGCGCUGCUUCGCAUGGCGCGCGUGGAUCCGUGCUACAAACGCAACCGGCCGCAUCUGUGCUCGUUCUUUGCUCGCGGCGAAUGCAAGCGCGGCGAGACCUGCCCAUAUCUCCAUGAGAUGCCCACCGCCAAGAGCAAUCCGUUGGCGAAACAGAACAUUCAAGACCGAUUCCAUGGCCGCAAUGACCCUGUGGCCGAGAAAAUCAUGACCCAACAUGGUCACGCGGACAAACUGAACAUCAACAGACGACGACGCGGCAUUCCACCGCCGCCCCCGCCGCCGCCGCAACAGUCUGCGGUGCCAUCGCAUGUGCCACCGCCUCCACCCGGUCCACCGCCGUCGUCGGCGUCGACUUAGCAUGGGCAGGGAAAAUUGAUCACUAAUGCAAAUGAUUGAAUCAAACGCUG
Aphanomyces astaci is the source of this 894-nucleotide messenger RNA. RefSeq lists its product as hypothetical. Lineage: Eukaryota; Oomycota; Saprolegniomycetes; Saprolegniales; Verrucalvaceae. The transcript has a single exon. Gene Ontology annotation, cellular component: U2-type catalytic step 2 spliceosome; Prp19 complex; U2-type catalytic step 1 spliceosome. Gene Ontology annotation, molecular function: pre-mRNA binding; U6 snRNA binding; metal ion binding. Bases 41 to 844 code for a protein of 267 amino acids. The record is from RefSeq and is a predicted model, not a curated record.